UCGACUUGCUCGUCGCUCCGCCCCCGGCAGAGUCGGCGCCACCAUGGAGGAGUACCAUCGCCACUGCGACGAGGUUGGCUUCAAUGCUGAUGAAGCCCACAAUAUCGUUAAAGAGUGUAUAGAUGGGGUCUUGGGUGGUGAAGAUUACAAUCAUAACAACAUCAACCAAUGGACCGCAAGUAUAGUGGAACAAUCCUUAGCACAUUUGGUCAAGUUGGGAAAAGCUUAUAAAUAUAUUGUGACCUGUGCAGUGGUCCAGCGGAGUGCAUAUGGCUUUCACACAGCCAGCUCAUGUUUUUGGGAUACCACAUCUGAUGGAACCUGUACUGUAAGAUGGGAAAACCGAACCAUGAACUGUAUCGUCAAUGUUUUUGCCAUUGCUAUUGUCCUGUGACAGACUAAAAAUGUUUGGCCAAAGCCAUUAACUUAAGAAUUUGUCAGUGUAUCCUUUCUAAAAAAGAGUAGUAGUUACUUCUUAAUGUGCUAGAUAACAAGCGUGCAGUAUGCUUCCAAGCUAUCAACAAAAACUGAAUGUUAUAAGCAAGCAAUCUCAUAGUAAAUUGGCAGAUUAUCUCAUAUUCUAUACAGCAUCAUUUAAAUAGGAUAAUUUAAUGUCAGCGAAAAACAAAUAUGGAAACGUGGCAUGACAUGAAAAUACAGUCUUACGUUUACACUGGUUUUUCACUGGCAUUAUGUACCUGAGGAGAUGGGGAAAUCCAUUCAGAUACAACAAUUCUCUUUCAGCUAGAGAAGUUAACAGGGAUAAAUAUAUGAACAAAAAAAGUUGUAAGGAUAAAUGUGGAGAAAAUAAUAAUUAGCUAACACAUCUUAGUUUUUUUAUUUCUUUUCAUCGCUUAGUUGUACAUAUGAUUUAGUGGAAAGUAAUUCUGCUCUUUUUUUUAUAUCAACUAAUAUUACAGUAGCAACUAUUAUUAACUAGUUUACUUUGUCCGAGCAUUGUUAAGACAAUGUUUUAAAUUUCAAAUUCUUGGAUUUACGUUUGAGGGCGAAUUAAAUCUGGUAACCCAAAUUCCCUAGUUAAACAAAAUUAGUAAUGGUGUAUGAUGGAAAGUAUCUGACUCCCAACAGCUGCCUUACAAAUCACUCAUUCCAUGUGGAACAAACAUUUGUUGAAUGCCUAUCAUGAGCGUAUUUCUCUGCUAGGCAUUAUAGUUAUCAAUAUAUUGUUCAAAUUCUACAUUUCUUUUGGCACCUGUUCAGUGGGACAACUAACACUUAUUAUUUGGGGAAGACAAAAAAAAAGAGUUGUUUUACAAGAGAGGAAAAAAAGUGAAUCUGGUUAUUCAUGUAGAAGUAAGCAAAAUGAAAAGCACUUAUUGCUGACAGAAUUAUAGAUGUAAUUUUAAGAAUUGCUCCUAGCAAGUAAAAAAAAUGCAUAAAAUAUGCAACUCUUAGUUAAAGGCCUUAUUAGCAGUUUAACUAUGUAAGUAGUAAAUGUUGUCAUUGCUUAAGUUAAAACCAUCUGUAAAUAAUUUUAAAUACUAAUUAUGUGGGGUUCAAAUUGAAUGGAGUAAAGUAUAAAUUAAAAGUAUACACUCAUUAGCAGGUUAUUGAAUAUCUCAGGGCAUAUGAAAUGUAGUUCAAUUUAUUAAGAAAAUAAAAGAUGAAAAAUUAGUGUGCACAGCUGGCCACCAAAUGCGAAGUCAGUCUGCUAUUUAACUUUGAAAACAAAAUCAAUUUUGCAUAUUACCACUAACACUAAUUUAUAUAGGGAGUGGAGCCGUGAUUCAUUGAAUUUGGGGGAUAAAGAAAAGCUUAGCAUUAGUAUUGACAAUAUUAAGAUAGUAUUCUUGUGGGAAUACUAUGUGCAUGUUUGAUAUUUUGCUGAGUAACGAUAAUUGUUCAAUGUUUAAGGAGAAUAUUAAGAAAAUACAAGGAUAGAGUUUAAUGCAGUGAUCUACAUUUUUGGCACAUCAAAAAGUCUCGUAGUAAUUAUCUUUUUGUUACUUUAUGCUACUGGCUUUUGUGCCCUUGAAGGUGAUAAUAGUGACCAAAAUAUCUGUGCAGUUAAGGCUCGCUUUGAUUAUUGUUACUGAAGCCUAAUUUUAAAAGAAGAAUAAUCAAAAAUACCUCGUGAACUUGCUGUCUGCUCUGUUUCUAGUUAAAAUAUAAUAAAGAUUAUCUUCCUGUGCUGUA
Diceros bicornis minor is the source of this 2157-nucleotide messenger RNA. It is a transcript of the gene DYNLT3, whose product is annotated as dynein light chain Tctex-type 3. Gene Ontology annotation, cellular component: cytoplasmic dynein complex; kinetochore; cytoplasm. Gene Ontology annotation, molecular function: dynein intermediate chain binding. The record is from RefSeq and is a predicted model, not a curated record. Gene Ontology annotation, biological process: microtubule-based movement. Bases 44 to 394 code for a protein of 116 amino acids. NCBI's taxonomy places the organism in Eukaryota, Metazoa, Chordata, Mammalia, Perissodactyla, Rhinocerotidae. The transcript has 5 exons.